CACAUCAGACACAAUCACGUGUUGCUGUUAGUGGGUGAAACAUAUGCACACUUCCUACUGAAUAGUUAGAGUUCACACGAACCUGCUGUGAGAGUCUGUCAACAUGUCUGCUACCUGGUUAAAGCUCAUAACCAUCUUUUGUCUCUCCUGUGGCUCAGAGAGCGGUGGAGUGGUAUACAGAAACAUCGGAGAGUCCCUCACUAUCCAGUGCAGAUCUAAUGAGACAGACGAAGAGUUCCUCCAUUUGAAGAGAGGUCUCAACGAGGAUGAUGUUUUAGUCAAGGAGCACAAUUUAGAGCCAAAGGCCAUCUCCAAAGAAUUCACUGGCAGACUUCAGUUAAAUGGAAAAUUUCCCAACAUAGACAUCCUCAUCAAGAACGUGACUCUUCAGGACUUGGGGCCGUUCUGGUGCAUGUACUCAAAGUUUGUCAAGAAGACCAGUGAGUACAAGAUGAAUAAACGCUCGGGGUCUGUGCUCCUGGUGGUGACAGAUACAACGGAUACAACUUCUACAACAGUUAAAGGCCACGGCAAGUGUGAAACAGGACACAACGACCUGAUCCUGGGGUCUAUUGUGAUCUCUGCUGUUGUGCUGCUUGGCGUCGUUAUGAUCUUCUUCAUAUGGAUCAUCAAGCAGAAGAGUCUGCGUAGCACAGCGAAACCAAGAAGCGUCCCCACCAACGAUGUUUAUGAAGACAUGCGUGGAACACUGAAGCGCUAAAGUUGGCAGCAUGCAAACAAACAACCUGAAACUCCAUCUGUGCACCAGUGAAGUGCAAGUGAUGCAUGUGAAGCGAUGGUGCAACUCAUCAAGCAAAUUCUAUGACAUCUCUUCAGGCCUUGUGGAUGACUGAAAGACAAUUAAGACAAAAGGGGGGCCUGUGCUGCUUGGCACAAUGUAUGAAAAAACAUAACACAGCUCCAUUUGAAUUUAGUAAAGCACAUAUGUCAGUUUGACUUGUCUUAAAAAAAAUGCAAGCUGCACUGUGUCCCCACAUGGCCCUCUCGUGUGAUCCUUAUAUGUAUUUUUACUGUAAAUAUGUCUGUUUUUUAAAUUUCUGACAUUUUUGUUUUUAUAUUUGCAGAUGAUGUAUCAUAUUGCUAAAGGAAUGGUUAAUCUGAAUACCAUAAAUGGUCGAUACUGUGUAUUGUAACAAUAACUGUGAUUUAAUAAAUAAAUAAAACAACACA
Molecule: messenger RNA, 1191 nt
Organism: Scatophagus argus
Lineage: Eukaryota; Metazoa; Chordata; Actinopteri; Scatophagidae
Exons: 4
Coding region: 104-721 (205 amino acids)
Biological process (GO): adaptive immune response
Cellular component (GO): membrane
Molecular function (GO): signaling receptor activity
Source: RefSeq, a predicted model, not a curated record